AUGGAUGACAUGUACAGACAGUCAACUGGGGCAGCUUUGAAUUCGAGUUUUAGCAACAUUCUUUUGACGGAGAAUAUGGGAAGUUUACCGUUUAAAGUGGAUGAUUCAGAGGAUAUGUUAGUGUACAAUGCUCUACGCGACGCCAUUUUUUAUGGAUGGAAUCCGUCAAGUGAUAAUCAAGUUGUUAAAACGGAGAGACCAUAUGAGGGGGUGGUGAAGCGUGAUAUGCAAGUUCCACGGAAGGAGGUUGUGCAAUAUAAAGGAGUGAGACGAAGGCCGUGGGGUAGUUACUUGCUUUCUCUCUUUCAACAGUCAAAAUCACGAGCACCCACUCGAAGAAACACAUUUCUUCAUGUGGACUUGUCCAAGGAUGUCAACUCGGUUUCAUUCCAGGUCAGGACUACUCAGGCCAACAAAGCAAAAUAA
Molecule: messenger RNA, 426 nt
Organism: Mangifera indica (mango)
Lineage: Eukaryota; Viridiplantae; Streptophyta; Magnoliopsida; Sapindales; Anacardiaceae
Product: ethylene-responsive transcription factor 13-like
Exons: 2
Coding region: 1-426 (141 amino acids)
Source: RefSeq, a predicted model, not a curated record